Messenger RNA from Strigops habroptila (Kakapo), 2149 nucleotides. RefSeq names its product mitotic arrest deficient 2 like 2 (gene MAD2L2). The coding region runs from base 258 to 893 and encodes 211 amino acids. NCBI's taxonomy places the organism in Eukaryota, Metazoa, Chordata, Aves, Psittaciformes, Psittacidae. The record is from RefSeq and is a predicted model, not a curated record. Gene Ontology annotation, cellular component: zeta DNA polymerase complex. The transcript has 9 exons.
CCCCCCGCUCCCCGCACCGAGUCCCGCUGCAGCGGAGGGAGCUGCGGUGCGAGGCGGGGGAAGCGGCCGGGAGCCGCGGGGGGGGCGGUGGGGGACGGCGGAGCCUCGGCACCGGACCCGCCGCGGCCGCUCCUCCCGCCGCCAGGGGGCGCUGGGCCGCACGCCGCUCUGACGUCACACGGCCGCGCCGCCGCCCGGCUCCGCGCUGGGCGCCGCCGCGAGGGAGGGAGCGGCGCCGUGCGGCGGUUCUGGGAAGAAUGACCACUCUCACCCGGCAGGACCUUAACUUUGGGCAAGUUGUUGCAGAUGUGCUUUCAGAGUUUCUGGAAGUGGCUGUUCACCUUAUCUUGUAUGUCAGAGAAGUUUAUCCUAUUGGGAUCUUUCAGAAGAGGAAAAAAUACAACGUACCUGUCCAGAUGUCCUGCCACCCGGAGCUGAACCAGUACAUUCAGGACACCCUGCACUGUGUAAAGCCCCUGCUCGAGAAGAACGAUGUGGAGAAAGUUGUAGUUGUAAUCCUGGAUAAAGAGCACCACCCUGUGGAGAGAUUCGUCUUUGAGAUCACACAGCCACCUCUUCUUUCCAUUAGUUCAGAGUCCCUGCUCUCCCAUGUGGAGCAGUUACUGCGUGCCUUCAUCCUGAAGAUCAGCGUGUGCGAUGCUGUGCUUGACAACAAUCCCCCAGGUUGCACCUUCACAGUUCUGGUUCACACCCGGGAGGCCGCCACACGGAACAUGGAAAAGAUCCAGGUGAUAAAGGAUUUCCCCUGGAUCCUCGCUGAUGAACAGGACGUGCACAUGCAUGACCCCCGGCUUAUUCCCCUGAAAACCAUGACAUCCGAUAUCCUAAAGAUGCAGCUCUAUGUAGAAGAGCGAGCCCACAAAGGCACCUGAUUACCAGUGUUCCUUGCCUUCAAGCCUCAUCUGAUCUUCUAGUGGAUUAAGAUAUCUCACAAAUCAUACCUUGCUAACUGUCUCUUCAGCUGGCCUUCUGGGUGAAUGUAGAGCAGCUGCUGCCUCUCUAUUUCAAGUGCUCUUACCACUGUAUAUAGAACUGACUUGGAAUGUGGAGCCAGAGCCUGUUCCCAUGUACACUCAUGUGUGAGUAUAGGUUUUGUUACAGUGAAUCCCUGGGGGCAGGACAUAGGUGACUGCAGUGUGCAGUCAGUGCUUUGUACAGCUCCAGUUCUCACCUCAAUAGGGCAUCUCCAUUGCACAUCGAUAGUGAUAUACAGCGAUCCACUACAGCAACGGACUCAUGUCAAGGGUGAGUGAGGCCUUAUGUAGCAUCUGUCCACUGUGACUGUCCCAAGUAGUCUUCAAUAAAUGCUAAGUUUUACCUGAGUUCUGUCCAAACCAGCCUCCCCCUGUAAGCAAGUAUUUUUAUUCUGUAUGGAGCUUUGUAUUUUAUUGGGUUUUUUCCAUACCUUUUCUAGAAUGUAUGUGGAAUCCGUCAAUUCCCAUGAAGGGGUUAUACUACCUUGGUCUCUCUCCUUUCUAUGGGAGAGCUUUCAGCAACAAGUGGCAUUAGCAAGAAGGAAUGUGUCUGUCCAGCAAGGACACCUGCCAGAUAUACUAAAUAGAGGACAAGGGGAGCACUGUUAAUCGUAUACCUGUCAAAGGAGAGGGAAGAAGGCCUUAGCAUUGGCUCUGUGCAGACAGGGGUAGAAGACUUGGUUCAUAGUAUUUAAGCUGAGCUUGUUGGUCAGACAAUUUGAUAACACAGCCAGUACAGAACCUCCCUGCUCCCUCCAAGUAAAAAGUGCAAGAAUACUCUAGAGCAAGGUCUUGUGCUGCUUUAACACUUUAUAUAGGGUCAGACUGUUCAGUACAAACCAAGUACUUUGGUAGUACAAAGGUAGUAAGGAGAAAGCCCAGCACAAUCAAAAGGCACUUCUGUUGUAAGGGAGCCACCUUGAGGUAUUUCUUAUCUCCUCUUUCUCUAGUGGUUUAUUCAAACAACAAUGGACUGGUUUUGGACAGGGAAGGCAUGUACCGUUUUGAUCUUCUACACUUAAAGAAACAAUAAGGAAUUAAGUACCAGUGACACUGCAUUUAUGAAAAAGGGUUGACAGUUUCCUUAUGCUAUGAAAGGGCUGAUGUGAAAGAUACACGUUUUUAUACACAAUAAAACUGAAACAGGAAAAUAA